AUGGAUGUCUUCCUUGACGUUCUUGACACUUUCGUGUUUGAUCGAUUCUAUGCAUCUAUCGCUCCUGAUCAUUUCACCGGAGCUAAUAACUCCACUUUAUUUGCCCAAGAAUCCAACUUGAAUCGGCAUGUGAGGGUUUAUUAUCCCCUGGAACCAUCGCAAUGGGCAGAGUCCAGUGUUUGGAAGCGUGAUGAUCUCGCCAGACAGUCGUUUUCUUUGUUUCUGAUCGCAUGGAUCUUUGCCAUGAUCAUGUACCUCGUUGGAAGUUUCAUUCUAUACCACACAAUGUUCGACAAGCGAUUACUUAAACACCCGCGAUACCUCCCGAACCAAAUUCAACUCGAGAUUAAACAGGGACUAUCGUCAAUUCCAGUCAUCUCAAUUCUUACCGUGCCCUUUUUCCUUGCUGAAAUACGGGGGUGGUCCAAACUAUACGAUUUCUCUAGCGAGGCUCCGUUCUGGGGCUACACCUACCUCCAGUAUGCACUGUUCAUCUUCUUCACGGAUAGUGGUAUCUACUGGAUUCACCGGAGCGAGCAUCACCCUAGUGUUUACCGCUGGCUACACAAGCCGCAUCAUAAGUGGGCUGUUCCGACUCCCUUUGCCAGCUAUGCCUUUCACCCACUGGACGGUUGGGCGCAGAGUCUCCCCUACCACAUAUUCCCGAUGCUAUUUCCUCUUCAGAAGUGUGCAUACCUGGGACUAUUUGCAUUUGUGACAAUGUGGACUGUGUUUAUUCACGAUGCCGAGUACAUGGCAUCAUCAGUCAUUAUAAAUGGAGCCUCGUGUCACACGAUGCAUCAUUUGUACUUCAACUACAACUAUGGACAAUUCCUCACAUUCUGGGACCGCGUAGGAGGAACAUAUCGCACACCGAAGGCCGACGCCUUUAUGGAGGCAAAUGAAAAGUCUGCACUGGCGCUGAAGAAGAAAGCCUGA
Molecule: messenger RNA, 939 nt
Organism: Penicillium waksmanii
Lineage: Eukaryota; Fungi; Ascomycota; Eurotiomycetes; Eurotiales; Aspergillaceae
Product: sterol desaturase family protein
Exons: 3
Coding region: 1-939 (312 amino acids)
Biological process (GO): lipid biosynthetic process
Molecular function (GO): oxidoreductase activity; iron ion binding
Source: RefSeq, a predicted model, not a curated record